UCCUUAUCUCGACUUAUCAGUCUGCAGCCAUUGUCUCCACUCUUUUGGUCGUCGCGAAUCCAGCCUGAAGUUUUCGAGGUGACACCAGCAGCUCAUCGCGUAUCCACGUCCAAUACCUCUCCAAGCCAUCGCAUCUCGACAAGCUCAGUCACGCUCUGCUCUCAAGCCCGCCUCAAAACAUACAAAACAUAUACUCCGCCAGGAAAACGCUAGAACGCCGCCAUAAUGUUCGGAGGAUGUACGUCAUGUCGAAACCGAACGAAGAGAGGAAGGAUAUCAAUACUGACCAUACAUCAGUCGCACCACCCCAGCAGUCUCGCGAGGAGAUCCAGGCCAUGGAGGCCGAGGCUGUCUUCACCGUCCAGCAAGUCGCUGCCACUGCUUUCCUCCUGUACAUGUCCCCUUUUGCCAUCGAUAUGGUCAGCAAGAUCUUCUAAAUGCAGCCGCCUGCACGCGUAUCACGAUGUAAUAAUGUAUACUAUGUCAACAACAAAAACGGAGCAAGCAUAGCAUGCGGGUGUACGAUAGACCACUAGGAAUUGGGCGGGGACAAUAUCAAGCCGUUUGUUUGUUUGUUGCAUGCA
This is a messenger RNA of Emericellopsis atlantica, 584 nucleotides long. RefSeq names its product mitochondrial import receptor, Tom5 subunit. The record is from RefSeq and is a predicted model, not a curated record. The transcript is spliced from 2 exons. Lineage: Eukaryota; Fungi; Ascomycota; Sordariomycetes; Hypocreales; Bionectriaceae. Bases 237 to 437 code for a protein of 66 amino acids.